Molecule: messenger RNA, 2219 nt
Organism: Talpa occidentalis (Iberian mole)
Lineage: Eukaryota; Metazoa; Chordata; Mammalia; Eulipotyphla; Talpidae
Gene: CAMLG
Product: calcium modulating ligand
Exons: 4
Coding region: 104-985 (293 amino acids)
Biological process (GO): tail-anchored membrane protein insertion into ER membrane
Cellular component (GO): GET complex
Source: RefSeq, a predicted model, not a curated record
CGGCGAGAAGGCGACGCGCGCUCUGCGGCCGGCUCUGAAGAGUCAUCCGCGCACCCUCUCCCGCCGUCUGCACCUCCAUCACCGCUCCCCGACUGUAGAGAAGAUGGAGCCGGUGACCGUUGCAGCAGAAAACGGGGACCGGUCAGGGGCCCCGGCGGGCUCAGGACUGUCCGCUUCCCAGCGUCGGGCCGAGCUGCGGCGGCGAAAACUGCUCAUGAACUCGGAACAGCGCAUCAACCGGAUCAUGGGCUUUCACAGGCCUGGGAGCAGCGCGGAAGAAGAAAGUCAAAUAAAUUCAAAGCCACAGGACAGUGAUAAACUGAACUCCCUCAACAUUCCUUCCGUUUCAAAGCGAGUAGUGCUGGGUGAUUCCGUAAGUACGGGAGCAGCUGAGCAGCAGAGUGGUGUGACCGAGGUAAAGGGGACUCAGCUGGGAGACAAAUUGGACUCUUUGAUGAAGCCCCCUGAGUACGGUGCUGAUGAGCUCCGGCAGCGGAACAGAGGGGACCCGACAGCGGACACUGUCCAGAGGGGUCCUCGCCAUGGCUUAGAACAGUACCUCUCCAGAUUUGAAGAAGCUAUGAAGCUAAGGAAACAACUGAUUAGUGAAAAACCCAAUCAAGAGGAUGGAAAUACAACAGAAGAAUUUGACUCUUUUCGAAUAUUUAGAUUGGUGGGAUGUGCUCUUCUUGCCUUUGGAGUCAGAGCUUUUGUUUGCAAAUAUUUGUCCAUAUUUGCUCCAUUUCUUACUUUACAACUUGCGUACAUGGGACUAUACAAAUAUUUUCCCAAGGGUGAAAAGAAGAUAAAGACAACAGUAUUAACAGCAGCACUUCUGCUAUCUGGAAUUCCUGCUGAGGUGAUAAAUCGAUCCAUGGAUACCUAUAGCAAAAUGGGCGAAGUUUUCACAGAUCUAUGUGUCUACUUUUUCACUUUUAUUUUUUGUCAUGAACUACUUGAUUACUGGGGUUCUGAAGUACCAUGAAACCUGCAGAAUUCAGAAGGAGAAACUUACAGGAAAACAAUUGCUCUUCUGUGUUACAGUGUCCCUAAAGGAGGCAAAUAGGUUCAUGUGUUUAUUUAAUACUUUACUUUAUAGGAGUUGUAAAACUACUUGAUUAGGAAUGAAAUGGCAGGUUCUCUGAUUUAAAAGGUUUGACUUUGUAUUAAUAGUGAUGUGAAGAAUAGAGUACUGACGUCGUUAAUUGAUUUUUCUUGAUUAACUAAAAACCCCAGAAUACACCUUUUCCAAUCUUACCAGAUUUGUAAUUCCUCUUUUAGCGGCUGAGCUAGUGCUUUCAGGAGAGCAGAUGAAAUGGUCUCAGAUAGCCCCAAGGACUGUAUCUUGUAUUUGUGUUAUGUCCUCAGAAAUGGAGCCAUUUUAAAAAUAAAAUGAAAGAAACGAAAUUGUCUAAUGUUAAGUCUGCACAUAUUAAGGGCUGAAUAAGGUAGCCAAUUUGAUCUUUUUCUGUUGAUUUUAAGUUUUACUUGAGUGCAAAUCUUUAAUGAUUGUGAUUCAUACAUUGUGAAAUUAGAAGGUAUUUAUGAAAUCUUUAUUUUAUUUUAAUUUUUUAUUUAUGAAAUUUUUACCAAACUCAGAACUGGAUGUUUUCACUUUUGAGUUUUAAAUUUUUAGAAGUAGUGCUUUUUAAACAAACUAGAAAAGAAUGACUAGCUAUAAAAAUGGGAUUUGAAGAAUUGCUUGUGGUAUGCUACCCAGUAACAUGAAUAUCCUUUUAAGUAACUUGUUAACACUCAUAUUUGGGAGCUUUGUCUUAACAGAGUACAAAACAUAAGUGUCAUAUUGCUUGGUAUUACAUUCCCUUACAGAUUUUUGUAUGGUCCAAUUGGUUAAUCCUUGUGAUAUUAAAAAUGUGCUUUUUUUUUAUUACUCAAAAAGUCUUGAUUUUUUCAUUUUAUUUUGAACCAGGAUAAUGAAAAAAGUAUCGUUAUUUCAGUCUAUUUAUUCCCUGACUUAAGGUAAGACUACAAACAUAGUUUUCCUGAUUAUAUAAUGAACCUAGUAUAUAAAAGUUUGGAAAGCAUCUUUCAUGGAUUUGUUACUCUUCACCCCUAAGAAGACACUAAAGAGUCUUCACAUAAACAUGUUUACUUCUUAGUGGGGAAAAAAAAGACCCUAUUUAGCCAGUUGACACAGGCAGUGUAGAUCAUUAUCUAUUUUAUAGUUCAAAGAUUUGCUUUUUAAAGAUUUAUUUCUU